GUCCAUCUGCAUGUAUAACAUUCAGACCGAAUGUGUCUCUAGCGCAUUAUAGCAGUGAUGUUUUUAUCAAACUGGUUAUCCGGGUCUCUCCCGAUCUUCGUCCUCGUUCUACUGAUAGCAGUAGCGAUCGACGUUGCUUUUCGGAUACUCUACAAUCUUUACUGGCACCCUGCCGCAAAAUUCCCUGGUCCUUGGUACUGUGCCUUGUCGUCGUUGCCGCUCUCGAUAAUAUCUGUCUUGCGAAUCGAGCCUCAAUGGCUUCUGUCUCUUGCGAAGAAAUAUCAUAGUCAACCAAUCCGCAUCGCACCUUCUAUGCUAUUCUUUCCGAAAUCGUCUGCUCUUAAAUCCAUCUACUGUGAGUCUGAAUUGAAUCAGAAGAUGAGCCUAUAUGGAACUGGAAUCUUGGGACCUCCUCACCUAUUCACUACAUUGGAUGGCGAUACGCACCGAGCUCUGAGAAAGGCCCUUGGCGGUUCGCAUUGGAAUAUCGGUUAUCUGAAGAACCACUGGGAGUCGAGUAUCGAUGAAUUAAUACAGCUGUUCAUUGAUCGGCUUGGCGAAAAUGCUAAAAGAAAGGAGAAGGUUGUAUUAGGCGAUAGAUCAGCAUGGUUUUCGGCUGAUGUCAUGACCAUGCUCUCUUUCGGUGAGCCAUGGGGCUUCGUGAAAAAUAAUCGCGAUGAGCGAGGUAUUCUCAAGAGUUGGCGACAGGGACUUGACUUGUUUGGGUUUGCCGGACGGUUCAAGUUUUUCCAGAACUAUAUUACACCCCUUCCUGGUGUUGGCGCAUUAUUUCUGCCGAAGACGACAGAUGUUGGGGGAAUGGGAUGGUUGAUGAACCAGGCCAUCAUUCAGGUCCAGACUCGGAAGCAGCAGACGGAGAUGAAUGCCUAUGGAGGAAAGCGGGAUUAUAUGCAAUACUGCCUAGAGGCUCGAAUAAACGGGAAACCUCUCACUGAUGUGCAGAGAGUGGCCCACGUCACGUUAUUGAUCCAAGCCGGUGCCGACACAACUGGGACAGGCAUUGGAUCCACGUUGCGUUUUCUUGUAUCGAAUAAAGAAAAGAUGAAGAAGGCAACCGCGCAAAUAGAAGCAGCAGAACAGGCUGGGAAACUCUCUACUCCAGUGAAAUACGAGGAAGUCCGUGAACACCUCCCAUACGUCGUUGCUUGCGUCAAAGAGGGACUGCGACUCAACCCUCCAGCAACGAAUCUCUUUGGGCGCGUCACCCCUAAGAAUGGGGCUAUGAUCGAUGAUCAUUAUAUCCCAGCUGGCCUGGAUGUCACUAGCAAUGCUUAUGUUGUCCACAGAGACACGGAAUUUUAUGGCCCUGACGCUGAAGAGUUUCGUCCUGAGAGAUGGUUGGAGAGCGAAUCACCCGCUAAGCUGGAUGCCAAUAGCUUCGUGUUUGGCAUGGGUGCCCGAAUUUGUUUGGGAAAGGAUAUUGCUAUCAUGGAGAGCUACAAAUUGGUCACUGAGGUUAUCCGCCGUUUCGAUAUGGAACUCAUCAAUGAGGGUAAAUUUGUUGUCGCUGGCGGCGUUGCCUAUAACAGAGACUUCUCUGUGGCUGUGACUCGCAAAUAGUCGAAUACGGACCACUUCCAACUUCGAAUGAGCACCUAGGCAUGUGUACAUUUCUAUACCAUACCAUGGCUUCCAUGCUUUCAGACGGUUCUUUUUGUUCCGUGACUUUGCGCGCAUGCUAGGAUGUAACUCGAGAGAUCAGGCAGCACACUAUAUUACACAUCAUUCCAUAUCUCAUGUGUAGUUAGGACUUUUCUUUGGACUCAAGGUAUAU
Messenger RNA from Paecilomyces variotii, 1795 nucleotides. RefSeq names its product cytochrome P450 monooxygenase. The coding region runs from base 58 to 1581 and encodes 507 amino acids. The transcript has 5 exons. The record is from RefSeq and is a predicted model, not a curated record. Gene Ontology annotation, molecular function: monooxygenase activity; oxidoreductase activity, acting on paired donors, with incorporation or reduction of molecular oxygen; iron ion binding. Lineage: Eukaryota; Fungi; Ascomycota; Eurotiomycetes; Eurotiales; Thermoascaceae.